AUGCCGUCAUUGGAUAGCUUGUUGGAUUUUGUUUCUCGACGGUGUAAAAUAUUAGAAAACAUCGGGACUACUGCGGAUAAAGUAGAACAAAAUGUCAAGGUUGUAGCUAAGAAAGGCAAGGGUGGUGCACCCGGGAAAUAUUCACUAGCUACGACUUCGAGCGGUGUAAAGUGCAUAUUUUGUGAACAAGAUCACCCACUUUAUCGUUGUGGAGCAUUUAAACAAAAAUCGGUCGCUGCAAGAAGGAAGUUUGUCAGCGGUAACAGUGUGUGCUUCAUAUGCUUAAAGUCAGGACACGCAGCGAAAUCGUGUACGUCAGGUUUUAAGUGCCGGAGUUGUAGUGGCAAACAUAGCACAUUAUUACAUAUAGACUACGCGAAGCCAGCGUCGUCAGUAUCGCACGAAGACGCCGAAUGUUCGACAGAGGGAGCGGAGUCGGUGGAAAAAAAGACAACUGCAACUGAAAAUCAAGUCAAGUUCUCGGGCACUGCGCGUACUGAAGCCACUGUUAUUUUAGGUACAGCUAUUGUGCGCAUGCGGGAUAACGUGGGAAAAUUACAAACGGUACGCGUUCUUUUAGACAGUGGUUCCCAAAUUUCGGCGAUCACUUCACAAUGUGCCACUCGUCUUGGUUUAAGGCAUACGAAGAGCAGAAUAGAGGUGACAGGACUCUCUCAACAACGAGUAACUAAAGUAAAAGGUGUCACUCAAUGCCAAUUUAUUCCGCUUCACGCGGAAGGUCCGCAGUUUUGUGCUACUAGCGUCGUCAUUUUGACGCAUAUCACCAUGCAGUUACCUAGCGAUAGAAUACCUUCGGCGGUGCGUGAGCGGUAUCACCACCUGUUGCUGGCUGAUCCGGAGUUCGACGUACCCGGACCGAUCGAUAUGUUGUUAGGAAGCGACUUGUAUCCACAUUUGUUACCGUCAAAGGCCGAUAUUAUUCACAGUAUGGGUCUGCCGUCAGCCAUGAAUACUCACCUUGGAUGGAUUGUGGUAGGAGCAUUAAAUGGAACUUCAACGUCGCCCAUGGUGUCAUUAUCUGCAGUAUCGACGCCAGAAAUCGGAAGAUUAAUACAAAAAUUUUGGUCUGUGGAAGAACCAGAUGUGCCGAACAGUUUGUCAACGGAAGACGAGCAAUGUGAGGUAUGGUUCCGGAAAUCAACUAUUAGAGACGCAUCCGGACGGUUUGUAGUAUCAUUACCGUUUCAGUCGACGGUGCGCGCUCUUACAGAGAUGUCAACAAGUCAGACGGCGGUAGUUCAAGGCGGGAGCCCGGAAGAUUUAGGUUCCUCGCGCGCUUUAGCAUUGAAUCGUCUGUAUAAUUUAUAA
Molecule: messenger RNA, 1329 nt
Organism: Acyrthosiphon pisum (pea aphid)
Lineage: Eukaryota; Metazoa; Arthropoda; Insecta; Hemiptera; Aphididae
Exons: 1
Coding region: 1-1329 (442 amino acids)
Biological process (GO): proteolysis
Molecular function (GO): aspartic-type endopeptidase activity
Source: RefSeq, a predicted model, not a curated record